GUGUAUUUGUAUAUAUAACGUGUGUAUUUAUGUAUGUAAUAUGUGGAAUAAAUGAAAAAAAAUGUAUUUAUGUAUGUGAUGUGUUGAAAAAAAUGAAAAAAAAUAUAUGUUGCUAUAAUUCUAUUCAUAUUGUAAUUUUGCAGGCUGUAUAUGGGGUUUAGUUGGGCGAUACUCUUGUACGUGAUGACAGAUGUUAUGGGUUUAGGACAUGGAGGUGAUGGAGCCGGGGAUCCACCACCUCCCAUAGGCUUUGGUCGUGGUCAAUACGAACAUGAUGCUGAGCUCCCUAAAAAAAGAAGAGGCCUAGCAAAAAACAUUCAACUAUCAAAGAUAAUGCAGGCAAACAAGGGAAAGCCUGUAGAUUUGGAUUUCGAUAUGGAGCUAACAUAUUCCCCUGUCGGGAACCAAGGUAAUUGGUUUACCCGUGAGAUUGGGAAGUAUAUAUGGAUGAACAUCCCUUUGAACGUAUCUGGUUGGGAUAAUGUUUCCCCCGCUUUAAGGAAUGCCACAAUGGUUCAUUUAAAGGUAACUUGGACAAUAUUUUAAGUUUAGUUCUAAUUG
Messenger RNA from Lactuca sativa (garden lettuce), 561 nucleotides. RefSeq lists its product as uncharacterized. Lineage: Eukaryota; Viridiplantae; Streptophyta; Magnoliopsida; Asterales; Asteraceae. The record is from RefSeq and is a predicted model, not a curated record.